This is a messenger RNA of Fusarium pseudograminearum CS3096, 1875 nucleotides long. RefSeq lists its product as uncharacterized. The transcript has 7 exons. The record is from RefSeq and is a predicted model, not a curated record. The coding region runs from base 1 to 1875 and encodes 624 amino acids. Lineage: Eukaryota; Fungi; Ascomycota; Sordariomycetes; Hypocreales; Nectriaceae.
AUGUUACCCACUCUGACGUAUUUGGGCCUUGCUCUUGCCCUUUUCCAAUGCUUGGUAUUUUGUGAUGCCAAGUUCAUCCGUCCUCCUGAGAUCGAUCAGAACCGAAAAAGCGAUGCAGAUAUAGGAAAAAACACACGGUAUAACAUCGGGUACGAAAUCCAGAUAGACUGGAGAUCGACUAUUGAGGGCACUCAACUCUGGAUAAUGCAACUUAACAAAGGAACAGUUAACGGUGCAGAAUUGAGGCAACUGUAUACCAGUCGCACCGAGUGGGAAGCCGAGUACAAUAUUGCAGGGUUAUCGAAGAACGGGGAGGACUCCGUGUACUGCUUCACAUUAUGGGAAAGCUCAAACGGUUAUUUGGCUCAAUCUAUAACAUUCAACGUUACCGCCCCAGAUCCCGAAACGACCACGACGAUAUCAAAGGUCUUAUCCAUUACAAGAACCACAACACAGUCCAUCGCUGAAUCGACUACUCAGAGUGAACCCUCAACAACAGCAAAAACAACAGCAACAUCAACAACGAUCGCGGAAGAAGAUACAGGUGCAACGCCAAAUUCUGGGCUAUCUAAGGGCGAGACGGCAGGUGCAGCGGUUGGUGGGACAAUCGGAGGUCUGUUGAUUUUUGGCUGCGUCGGAUGGCUCUUAUGGAAACAGAUUUCGAAGAAGAAAAGGGAUCCAAGCAUAUAUGAGGUUCCGACGGGACAGCUGCCGGUAUCAGAACCCAAGGCUGAGCUACCUGGCGAUCAUGGAUCCCAUAUUCCUGGCUACGCAAGAAGCCCUCCCGGAGUGCAGUUCUCAGACAUUGAAGAGCAGAUCAUAGUUGUCUCACGGUCGGACCAAAACUACAGCGGUCCGGGAUUUGUUUAUAUGCGAGCUAUUCGCUUACGAAUACCUUAUCAACCAGUGAAAUUCGAUGUGCCUCGAACAGCCUUGCUCGCUAACCGCUUUAGAGCCGUCCAACAACCUUCAAAACUCACAAUGGUAGCUCUAGCGACACAAUCAGAAGACCAGCCUCGGGAUGUCGUCUUUCGAAACUAUUCUUCCCAACAAGCGUCAAACUAUGCCGAAGGUCGGCUCGGCUACUCAGAGACUUUGAUUGAAUUUGUUUUGAAACAGCACAAUUCAAGUGGCGGCCACAAUGGAGUUGUGUUGGAUGUCGGAUGUGGUCCAGGUCCAGCGACUCGAAUGCUGGCGCCGCACUUUGAUGUCGCUUAUGGCGCUGAUCCAGGCCACAGCAUGAUCGAAAAGGCUCAACAGAUGGGAGGCACAUCUAAAGCCGAUGUUCAGAUCGAGUACAAAGUGAGCGGCGCUGAAGAACUUGACAAGAUCGAUGGCCUUGAGCAUUCUUCAGUUGAUCUCAUAACAGCGGCUGCUGCGCUUUCAGGCAGUCUGCUAACAUCGAUAGACCUAUCCGGCGGAGACAAAGUACAAACUAUCUUUGAAGACUUCAGACAGAAUGUGCUUCGACCAUACCACUCAGCCGGUAGUCAAAUUACGAUGGAUGGAUAUGUUGAUCUCGUCAUGCCUUGGGAUGAUCCAACCACUGCUUCACUGUAUGAUCGCAAAUCGUCUUCCCGCCACGAACUCAGUGCCAAGGAUGGGCAUUUUCCUAAACACUACCUGAUGGACAAUACGCCGGGUGAUGUCUCACUAGACGAGAAGCUCCAAAGGUUUGAGAAACUCGUCAAUAGUUUUGGGACAGUCAAUCGCUGGCAAAAAGCCAAUCCUGAAUUGAUUGGAACGGAAGAUGAUAUCGUCAAGAUUUUGAUGCGCAAACUGCGAGCUGCAGCUGAAGAAAAUGGGGGCUCACUGGAUUUGUCAGGCCUGGCAGAUAAAUAUGUUAUCGCGGUUAUUAUUGUGAAGAGGGUAUGA